AUGACUACCACAGAUGUCAAACAUGCCGAUCAAGGCAACGUUGAACAGGAUGUUGCUGUUGGAACAUCAUACGUACCGGACCUAAAUGACAAGGCCAUGGAGAGGCGCGUUGUGCGCAAGAUCGACAUGUGGAUCCUUCCAUUCAUCUGCAUUUCGUACCUGAUAAACUACCUGGAUCGAGUCAAUCUGGGGAACGCUCGUACUCUCAACAACGACACCCCGGCGAGCAACCUUGUCAACGAGCUCGACCUUACCGGCAACCGGUACAACAUAGCCGUCGCUGUCUUCUUCGUGCCUUAUGUCAUCUUCGAAGCUCCGAGUAACUUUGCAAUGAAAUACUUCUCGCCCUCGGUAUGGAUUGGCCGAAUCAUGAUCAGCUGGGGUAUCAUCACCAUCUGUACAAGCGCCGUCUCGAGCUUCGAGGGUCUUUUGGCGAUUCGGUUCUUUCUUGGUAUUGCAGAGGCCGGCUUUUUCCCCGGAGUCGUCAUGUACCUGUGCUAUUGGUACAAGCCCUCGGAGCGCGCAACGCGUCUCGCCAUUUUUGCCGGUUCCGUUGCGGUUGCUGGUGCUUUCAGUGGACUUUUGGCCACUGGCAUCUCUUUCUUGAACGGCAAGGCAAACCUCGCUGGUUGGCAAUGGCUUUUCAUCCUCACCGGCAUUCCCGCAGUUCUCUUCGGUAUCGUUGUAUGGAUCUGGAUGCCCAACUACCCGCAAGAUGCCAAGUUCUUCACAGAGGAAGAGCGUGCUUUUGCCAUCGCGCGUAUGGGUCCUUUCGCGCCCAACAAGGAGGACAAGACUUUCAACGCAAAGAUCGCCAAGCAGACGCUGUUGGAUCCGCUGUUUUGGGUUUACGCGCUCAGCUACUUUUUCAUGGUGAACAGCUUGAACGCAUUCUCAUACUUCUCGCCCACCAUCGUUGCCAACCUGGGAUUCGCAGGCUACACCGCGCAGCUGCUCACUGUGCCCCCGAAUGUUUUUGGUCUGAUUAUCAUCUUGGCCAACUGCAUACACUCGGACUACUCCAAAGAACGCAUCCGCCAUGUCCUUGCCGGUCUGACUCUUGUGGGAUCUGGGUACCUCAUCUUGGCCUUGGUUUCCAACUGGAUUGGCCGUUACGUGGCGGUCUUCUUGAUUGCUUGCACCAACUCGGCCGUCAUGCCUUUCCUCGCCCAUAGGACCGCCACAGUGUCGGGAUCGACGGCUACGGCGUUGGCCACUGGCGUAACAAUUGCCAUCUCCAAUUGCGGUGGUAUCAGCGCCCCUUUCUUAUUCCCCAAGACGGACGGGCCGAACUACCCAAUGGGCAACUGGACCGUGUUCGCGAUGUUGUGUCUCGUUUUCUUCAUGUGCAUCUACCUCGGCUUCAGACUGGGAACGAGUGCCGAGUAUCGCGACUUCGCGCCUGGUGCGGCGGAGCAACUGGCUGCGAGGACCAGUAUUGAAGGCAAGCUCCCUGACGAUGCGAGGGACUCCCGUGAGUUCCCGCCUCCGGUCAGGUCGGAAAGCAAUAAGGAUGCCAUGAAAGCAUGA
Ascochyta rabiei is the source of this 1530-nucleotide messenger RNA. RefSeq lists its product as uncharacterized. The record is from RefSeq and is a predicted model, not a curated record. NCBI's taxonomy places the organism in Eukaryota, Fungi, Ascomycota, Dothideomycetes, Pleosporales, Didymellaceae. The transcript is spliced from 2 exons. Gene Ontology annotation, cellular component: membrane. Bases 1 to 1530 code for a protein of 509 amino acids. Gene Ontology annotation, biological process: transmembrane transport. Gene Ontology annotation, molecular function: transmembrane transporter activity.